CAUGCAUCUCGCCUGGCUUUGCGGCGCACUUGCCGAGAGGCGCGGGCGCUCCAUGAUUCACUCCGGACUUCGUUCAGCACAGCGCGUUACCGGCCGGCGCAUGGCGACAAUGUUGCUGAAAGCGUCGCAGGGCCAGUCUGCGGCAUACGAAAACGCAACAGCUGACAAGUGGCGCCGCGAUCAGGGGCGCCGGAUAGCACGCGCGCUCACAGGGGGUCCAUCGCCCGGCCCCAAGCGGCAAGGUGCACUAGGCAGGCCCUCACGCAGCGCUUCACAAGCUUACUCCGACGGGCAGGAUCCGCCGCCCGCCGCCGCCGCCUGCAGUGAGUUGCGGCAGCUGCACCUGGCGGGUCUGCCACUGUGCCCCGAGGUGGGCCGGGACCUGCUGAGGGCGCUGGCGGCGGAGCCCGCAGGCGGUGGCCGCGAAUCCCCUGCCGCUGCUACUGCUGCGGGUGACUCGCUGUCACGCUGGUCGCUGUUCUCUCUGGGCAGGCUGUCCCGCCGCUCCCGUGACGCCCAAGAGCUCGGCAGCGGAGGGGAGGGUGGCGGCGCUAGUGGCGCUCCGUCGCCGUCGCCGCUUAGAACCGGCAGCGCGCGCAGCAGUCUGGACCUGCCUGCAGACAGCUCCCAGCCAGUCCAGCAGGGCGCUGGUGACGGCGCUGCCCCCACAGGGAGCUCAGCGCCGGGGUCGCCAGCACCUCCGCGCCAGCAACGCAGCAUCGGCAGCCGCAGCAUUGGCCUGCUGCAGCGCUUGUCGCGCAUGUCGAGAUCUCAGCAGCAACAGACCGCAUCUGGCCUGGACCGCCGCUCUGCACCGCUGCCCUCCGCCGCCGCAGCGGCCGCGCCCUCCCCGCCUAUGUCCCCCACUGCAGCCCGCGACACGCCUCAGCCCACCCCCAGUGCGGCCGCCUGUGUUGCCUCUGUUGGUACGGCGCCGCCCUCCGCCCUGCCGCCGCCGCCGCCCCUGUCGCUGCACCUGUACGGGUAUGAGCUGGCGUCACUGGUGGUGGCUGGCGGCGCCAUGAGGCCCAUAGCCGCCGGGGCGGUGGUGGCGGAGCUCGUGGCGGCGCUGUCCAGGGCGCCUGGCACAGGCCCUGCCGCCGGCACACGCACCGGAACAAAUGGCGUGGUGGGCUUAAGGGGCGGCGGCGGUGGCCUCGGUGGCGGCGGGCCGCAGCAGCAGCAGCAGCAGCAGCAGCAGCAGCUGGGCCGGCUGCAUGAGCUCACGCUGUCUGGGUGUGUGGGCUGGCCUGCAGCGCUGACGUCAGCGCUGCAGGCGGCGGCUGGCGGGCCGCCCUUCACUGCCCCUGCCAGGUUGGGGCCCGGUGGCUAUGGAGUAACUGCCGGCGAGGUCGGGAUCGGCAGCGGCAGCAGUAGCAGCUACGUUGGAGGCGGGCUCCGGCACCUGCGGCUCAACUUCAGCUGCCUGCUGGCGCAGCCGGCCAACCUGGGCUGGACCAGCCAUGGCGGCGGCGGAGGCGGCCGCGGCGCUGCAGGGGACAGCAGCGGCAGCGGCAGCGGCAGCGGCAGCUGGGACGUCAGCUCCGCGGCGAGUGGAAGCUGUGAGGACGAUGACGAAGACGGGUAUGGGGGCGGCGGACGCAGCGGCGGGAGCAGAGGCCACAGCAGGCCAGCUGGUGGACAGGCGGGCCCUGCAGAGCAGCGGCAGCGGCGGAGCAGGAGCGUAGACGAAGAGAUUGCAACGGCGGCGGCGGCGGACCCCUCGGGCGGCGCAGUGUGCAGCUACUCGCACUCGGCCGGCGCAGCAACGGCCGCCGCCGCGGUGCGGUGCCUGGGCGGUCUGCGGCAACUGGUGUCUCUGGAGCUGCGUGGCGGCGCGGCGCUGGCCUCGCUUGGGGCGGCCCAGCCCGGAGGCGGAGGCGGCGGCGGCGGUGGAUUCACGGCGGCGGACGGCGCCGGCCUGCUCCACUCGCUCAGGCCCGCGGGCGGCCGCCCUGCGGGCCCCAGCCCGCAGCAGCUGGCCUGUGCGCUGUUCUCACUGACGCAGCUCACGCGGCUGGUGCUGGAGGGCGCGGCGGGCCUGGCACCGCUGCAGCCGCUGCUGCGGGGUGCUGUCAGGGGUGUCGGGGCUGCGGGUGAUCCCGCGACCUCAGCUCCCGUCGCGGUGGGCAGCCUGCGGCUGCUUCGGGUGCUGGAGCUGCCGGACGCGCACUUGGGACCGGCUGACUUGCGGGCGCUGGCGGCGGGGUCGCCGGACCUGAGGCUCCUCACCGCGGGAUACCUGUCCGGAGCCUGGGCCGUGACGCAGGCAGCUGCUGCUGCACCUUCGCAGCCGCAGCUGCGGCAGCAGGCACCGGGCACAGGCGCAGCCGCGGCGGAGGCUGCGGCAGGAGGUGCUGGCGGUGUGCGACACGCCCACCACCAGCAGCAGCAGGCAGCAGGACAGUACCGGGGCGGGGCGGCGCGGCCCGCCGCGUCACCACAAGCAGCCGGCCUGGACGCUGAGGUCGGUCCGCCGCCCGUGCCGCCGCGCCUGGCGCGCCUGUGUGUGGUGCGGGGCCGGCCCAGCCUGGCGCUGCUGCGGGGACUGCGCCGCACCCUGGCCGCCGCACAGCAGGGGUGCGGCGCCAGGGACGCGGCAGCGGCGGCGGCGGCCGUAGUGGCGGGGGCGUCACCAGCCGGCAGGCGCGGGCAGGCACCCGGCUGUGAUCCUGCUGCAGCACGUGCGGCUCGUGCACCCAGUAGUAUGCAUGUGCACGUGUGUGUGCCGGGUGUGGACUUGGAGAUGGGGGAUGUGGACUUUGACCCGCUGCAGGCGUUCCACAGUGCGGACGACGGCGUGCUGCGCUCCCGCCUCACGCCCGCGGCCGCCGCCGAGCUUGCGGCCGUGCUGCGCAUGCUGGCGCCGCCGCCACGCCGCCGCCGCCAGCAGCACCAGCACCAACACAACGACAGCCCCCUGACGUACGGUGCUACGGCGGGCAGCCGUGCAAGCAGCAACAGCAGCGCCGGAUGCGGCGGCGGCGACCAUGCAUGGGGCCGCGCGCUGGACAGCAGCUGCGCCGACGGCUGUGCUGGUUGCAGCCUCUGUGACGACGGCGCAGGCGGCGCAGGCGGCGGCGGCGGCGGCGGGUGGCACCUGCAGGCCCUGUGCAUACACAACGAGGCGGGCAGCCUCAUGCCGCCCCUGGCAGGCGCUGAUGCGGAGGACGAGGCGGCGGAGGUGGCGGGUGAGGAGGAGGAGGGGGAGGUGGCAGCGGGCCAGGAGCUAGCGACUGGUUCACCCACGCGCGGGCCUCUGGCGCUGCCGCUGCCCGCAGCUGCCGCCAGCGCGCCUCCAUCCGGCCACGCGCGCUGGCUGCGGCUGCUGCUGCCGCUGCGGCUGCGGGCUGUGGACCUGUACGGCGUCAGCCUGGGGGCGGCGGAGCUGGGGGCGCUGGCGCGGCUGGCCUCUGUCAGGCGGCUGACGCUGUCUUCGGCGGAGGUGGACGUGUCCGCGCUGCCGGCCCUGGCCGCCCUGCCCCGGCUGCACACCCUGGAACUGCUGCGCUGCACGCCCAUGCCGCAUGGUACCCCCGCGGCGCCGGCAGCAGCCGAAGGUGGUGCACCAGCACCUGCACCAGCACCAGCACCUGCACCUGCACCUGCACCUGCGGCAGCAGGCCGUGGCGGCGGCUCAAUCGGGAGCGGCGGCGCUGGCGCCGCGAGUGGCGGCGCCAGUGUCGCCGGCCAGCACCUGGCGGGGCCGCCCGACGGCCGGGCGCUGCUGGCGCUGUGCCUGACUGCGCCGCGGCUGCGCAGGGUGUACCUGGUGCGGCCGGCCGGGGCGGUGUGCGCCGGCGGCAGCGCGGGACCCAUGGGCGCGGAGUGGGUGCGCCGGCGGCUGGCAGUGCUGAGGCAGUCGCCAGCGGCGCAGCCCCAGGCGCAGGCGGGCGCGGCUCCCCCGGCCAUGUUUGCUGGUGUCGCUGAGGGCGGACCGGCCGCUGCAGCUGUGAUGCGGCGCAGGCCGUGGGCGGAGGUGUUGUGGGACUAGCACGGUUGGCUGGCCGGGGCCGUAGGGUCAUGUGGGGUAGGCAAACAGGUGAAGGGAGUGGCAGAGCGCGGUGCGGGGAGACAUGACACAAUGAUGAUGCGGGCAGCCUGCAGGAAUUCCGCGGUAAGCCAAGGUCGAAGCCCUCUUCGCAAGAGGCACGAGACGCUCAGGAGAUUGAGAGAACACAUGUCGGCAAGUAUAUGAUGUGCGCACUGCGCUUACGCUGGGCGGCUCUCCCUUGGCUGCUCGCUAGCCUCGACAAC
Messenger RNA from Chlamydomonas reinhardtii, 4257 nucleotides. RefSeq lists its product as uncharacterized. The record is from RefSeq and is a predicted model, not a curated record. The transcript is spliced from 5 exons. The coding region runs from base 110 to 3994 and encodes 1294 amino acids. NCBI's taxonomy places the organism in Eukaryota, Viridiplantae, Chlorophyta, Chlorophyceae, Chlamydomonadales, Chlamydomonadaceae.